CCAAGUACAAGGCUCACUGCCAACUGUGGCGGACGCACAUACACCAACAGGCUGGUGGCGAAUCGGAAAACUAGCGCGUCGCAAUCAGUAUCAGUGCAACAUCGACUGAGAACGCAAGCAAGCAGUGAAUCGGCUAACGCUCGACAGAUUAAUGACAUCUGAUGUGCGCAACGCACAGACUAAGGCGCGUAUCGUAUUGCAUUAAAUGGAAUCGAACUAUUUGGAACCGAACUGAGCGAGUGUGUUGCCCUCGCCACGGCGCCCGUUAAGUGUUGUGAGUGGUGAACGCCGUGAACCACGCGCCGCGUGUCAAAAACCAAUUGCAUUGCGGAAACGCAGCGACCGUCGCGCCGUGUGAUAGUGACAGCGGCAGUGACAGUGGCAGUGAAUGUGACAGUGUGACAGUGUGACUGACAAAGCAGGUGAAUGCCUGGUGCAAAGUGGCGUAGGUUCGUAGGAAGACGCGCUCAUUGAACCUUCCUUUGCCGCGAAUUCCGUACCUGCCAUUUCCUCGCAACCGCCAAUUUGCAUUUGUUGUUAACCAAGGCACGUACACGCCGACGAUAAAAUCUCUAGAACGAAAAUAACUAGACGAAAGAGAAGUGGGAAGUGCAAAGCGUGAAAAGCAUGAAAACCAAUGUAAAUACAUGCCUAUAGUUAUAUGUAUUAAUGUUUGUGCGGUCGUGUGGUGUUGAUGGCCAAAAGCUUGUGCAGGUGAUAAGCAACAACUAAAGAAAAUUCGAAAAUAAAGAAGCAGAGGAAUCUGAAGAAUAGGCUCGUGCUUAAAAAGUGAAAAGUGCUAUUAAAUACGCAAAUACGUGAAAUUUCAAUGAACGCCUGAGAGAAUUUGUGUUAUGCGCUGGCUGUCAAUAGAAGCGCCACCAGCUCCAACAACAAAGCUUCUGCAGAGCAUCUUCUGCUGAACGGUAUUUGUUUGGCAUCUUGACAGCGAGCGCUGUGGUCACAACGUCAUGCAUAUCUGCAGGCCUAGAUAAUCGAAGACGCCGUAAAAAGUGAAGGUGAUUUUUACUGUGAGCCAAUGAGUGUUGUAAAAUAUUAAUAAGAAAGCCCAUAAAAAGUUCGCAUCCCAGAUGCCGUAACAUCAAUUAUUAUUUGUUUUGUGGUCCAACCCUCAAACGAUUGCUCAACAGCUGUCGGGGAACCUGCAGAUAAAUACAUUAUUCACCUUUUCGUGGAAGUGGACUAAGUGAAGCGAUAAUAUUGACCACAAAGGCCAUUCAGGCAACAGAAAAAGGGAAAAAGGCAAAACUACAAUAGCCAUAACGCGACAAUUCAAUCAAAUAAGUGCGGAGAAUCGGAAAGUGCAAAAAGCGCAAUAAAGGGAAAUGUGAAAAACGAUAAGUGGCCAGGUGGGAGAGGGGAUAGAUGAGAAUCGGUUACACAAAUGGCUGUAAGUUUAUAAAUGACAAGUCAUUUCUCAGCUUAUUGUGCUGUGACAGCUACACUGGCAGCUGGUGCUAACCAACCACCAGAAAAAUAAACAUUACUGUACAAAUACACAGCGAAGGGAUAUUGAGCGGUAAUUGAAUAAAGCGAAAGUGAAACCAUAAAAAUAAUGAUUUAAUUGAAAAUUGACAUUUCUACUGCAACCACGGAACUAGCAAAGCUAUUUAUUAGAAACGUGCAUUAGAUUACACACAUAAGCGCAGUCAGCAGAGCAAAGAGUGCGCGAACCGACAUGACGUAUGAGUAAUAUAGUCCAACUACAUGCCACCUCUGGUGCUCACAACGCAAAGCCACAGCUUACCGUUACCCAAUAAUGUAAAUGCGUUUUUAUUAAAUUUAAUUCGCUUGUCGAACCGAAAACUGCGCGGCUUAAAGGCUUUCGCAACAUCAACAAUAACUGCAAUAACUGGAAUUGCCACGCAACAACGGUUAAUCAGCGGCGCUGCAGUGCAGUGCCCCGGCAGUUAAUUUACGCAUAGCUGAUGCGGCGACCGAAUUCGGGCAUGCAAAAAGCCAAACUGCGCCAAAACCGGAGCAAAACAAGAGCAGCUAACAAAGCAACAACAACGAAUUUGUGGGCGCGCCGUGUGAACUGCGGGUAUUUGCGCGUUGGUGGCGCCGCAAAGCACCAAUCAACAACAAUAACAACAACAAAGUGUUGCUGAGUCGAACCUUCCGCAUUCGUCCGUACGGCCGGCCGAGUGCCACCGAAAAGGAGCAGCCGCAGGCAUUCAUGCGGUCGACUGGAGCUGCGCUGCCAAGCGGCAUUAGCGCCCAUUAUUAUUGAAAUAAAAGGCUAUCAACGCUUCGGUGUUAAGUAAUUAAGCACCAUAAUUCCCUCGUUGUGAAUUGCCAAUGCGCACGUUAUGUGGCAACGCGGUGCUGUUUGCGCGAGCAAACAUUGAAAAAUUAAAUUCCAAACAAAUAUUGCAAAUAUUUGCGAGCGCAAAAAGGUUCGAAUUGCGGCCGCGCUCACCACACGCUUCAAGUAAAAAAUAGCGUUUUUUAUGAAAUUCGCUAAAAAUAACUGUGAAUUUUUUCAUUGCAUGUGUGAAAGUGUGUUUUACAUAUCCAUUGAGUCCGACACACACACGCACACACACGAUUUCAUAAUAGGGAAAAAUAAUACAGCGCCAUUUUUAACACAAGCGCUUAAUUAAAAUUCUGCAACAGCGCGGAAACUGGAGCAAUACAAACACUAGCGAACACACUCCAAAGCGAGAGCGAAAUAGAAGGCGGAAAAGCGCCGACGUUGUAACCGGAAAAGCGGCGAGUGUGCAGCAAAUUGGGCAACUAUGAUCAAUAACCGCGGCAAUUGAAAAGCCGCCCGAUUGUGCUCCGAACUAUGUGUGUUCGAGUUUGAAUGAAUGGCAUACAAAUAAAGCGAACAGAUACACAAAUAGAAGGUUGAAUAUGCAAAAUCUGCUUGAUUGACGCGCGCUCUCCGCGAGGAAUCCCGCCAAAAGCGCAGCGGAAAUCCAUUUAAAUGUGAAUCGGUUGCGAGGACACCAAUCAAAAAUAGUUGAGAGUUCUGAAAUCAAAACACUAAAACAAAAAUUCAUACUCGCAAAAUAAAAUUCGCCGAGAAAAUCCCUAAUUAGUGUUUAAAAAUAGAGUCUAGUCUAGAGUUACAGAGUUAGAGAAAUAGUCUAGAGUUACAUAUAUAAAAUUGGGUUCGAAUAACAAACAGUAAAAAUAUUUAUUGUUUUCGGAUUAAAAUAAGAUAAAUCAAAUCAGUGUUUAAACCUAAAGAAAUCCAAAGCACAAACUUAGCAAAACGCGCUGAGCAAUUUGCAGAGCAAUUGUUAUAUUUAAAGCUGAAUUCGGGAAAUGCUAAAACAAUUCAGAUACACAACUUGAAAUAAUAUAAAAACAUAAAACCGAAAAUAUCUUAAACUUUCGUCAUUGAAAACCAAAGGCAUCAAGAGCAGCGGUUCACGCAGUGACCAACAACAAAGGAGAAGUGAGCAGCCAUAUUUUUCAGUGAAACUACAGACGCACGAAAGCGCAGAUUAGAAAAAAACAUGGGUUGUUGUUGGUCGUUGUUUUAGACUAGCACACUUUCGGUGCUGCGCUGAAUUAGUGAGCAUUUCCGGGUCGCGUGUGAAAAUUGGCGGUGAAGUGAGCGCGUCAGCAAACAGUUCCACAUAGCGACCAUUACAAGCUCCCUCCACGCCUCGCUCUCAGGCGGACAACGCGUGUAAAUACGCAUACGCAAAAGCGUCAGACGAAUGCAUGACCGGAUCCAGGAAGCUGUCGCGGCGGUAACUAAAUAAAGCUGGUAAAAACACGGAAACAACGGAACGAGACAAAAAGUGUCAAAAGCGAAACGAAAUGAAAUUUAACUGCAGAAUAAAAGCAAUAAAAGUGAAGUGCGGACAACGGUAAUUUACGACGAAAAGGCCCGCUCGCCGAGCGGAAAUCGGCUAAUUCUUGUAACCACUAACAGUAAAACCAUUCGAGCGCCUAAAAAGCGGGUUGAAAAGCAUAAAUUUCGGCACUUGACGCGUUCACUUUGCAUACAUAUGUAAAUCGAGGCAAAUAAACAGUUCUGCACUGGCCUUCAAGUGUUUGUCUGUUAGUGUUUUAUGCGCGGUGCUCGUCAUCCCGGAUUGCUUUUUACAAUUCGCUCAUCCAGGGUGGCACUUGUCGCUCUCGAAUUUUAAUGCGUGAAUUAGAUUAGAUUAUACAUUUGGCCACUUGUGCCCAGAGAGCAGCCUCUUUAAACGUGUGUGGGUGCAUUUAUUUGAGUGAAGUGCUAGUGCGUUUAAAAAAAAUAAAAUAUUUCAUAACAGUGGAAGCAACUACAAAUUGUUCGAGGAAAUCGAGACUGCAGUGUUUCAACUGAAGAUAACGGAAACGUGUUUUUGGGCUCAUCUUAACGAAUCCUCCUGUGUCGCUUUUACUGCGUGCUGAGCCAUUUAGCUCACAGACGGCCCUUCAAAAUGAUCGCCUUCUUGACGUUGUUCUUCUACUUGACAAGUCUGACAAUGUGCUAUCAACGGUUGUCAGUCAACAACAACAAUCACAACAAUUUGGACGCAAAACCGACACACAUGCCGCCGUUGCACUACCCGCAUGGCCACAGAUGGAACGAACCAUUCUUUGACCUGACGAUGCCGAAGAACAUAACAUCGCUCGUGGGCAAAUCAGCAUAUUUGGGUUGUCGUGUCAAACAUUUGGGGAAUAAAACUGUUGCCUGGAUACGCCACCGCGACCUGCACAUCCUCACUGUGGGCACGUACACCUACACAACCGAUCAACGGUUUCAAACCUCCUACCACCGCGAUAUUGACGAAUGGACUCUGCAAAUAAAAUGGGCGCAACAGCGGGACGCCGGCGUUUACGAGUGCCAAAUAUCGACCCAGCCAGUGCGCAGUUUCUCCGUCAACUUAAACAUUGUGGACACCAUCGACGACGAGACGAGCAGCCUGCUACAGCAGUACUACAGCGAUGAUGCAUUUUACAUAAGUUCGGAUCGCAUUUACCAGGCCAGCGAUGAUGAGUUCGCGGGCAUGUUCGGGCACAUACAAACAGUGGCCGUGCCCACCGCAAGCAUACUGGGUGGACCCGAUCUGUAUGUGGAUAAAGGCAGCACCAUCAAUCUGACGUGCGUAAUAAAGUUCAGUCCCGAGCCACCGACGCACAUCUUCUGGUAUCAUCAAGAUAAGGUUUUAUCGGAGGAGACAUCUGGAGGUCGCAUAAAAUUCAAAACCAUCAAAUCUGAAGAAACCAAAUCAAUUCUACUAAUCAAUGAUGCUGAUCUGCUGGACUCAGGCAAAUAUUCGUGCUACCCAUCGAACACUGAGAUAGCAAGCUUGCGCGUCCACGUGUUACAGGGUGAGCGACCAGAGGCGAUGCAAACCAAUUCUGCGCCCACAGCUCGGCACAGCGCCGCAGCCCAGCCGACCAAGCUGAUCAGCGCUAUGGUCGGCGCGUUCAUUCUGUUGCAAAUAUCAACAUUUCUCUGCAAAAAUACUGGCCAUAUAACCGAGCACAACAACAACGAUCAAAGCAAAAAUCACCGGCAUGCAAGAGUGCUGAGCCCAAGCCAUGGCCUCAGCCACAGAAGCGCUUCCACACAGCGUCAGCCCCUCCAGCAGCAGCAACAGAGGCCACAGUCACGACAUCGACAACAGCAACAACAACAUCGACAAAUUGGCAGUAGUAUUGUCGCUCUGCUUGCGAUGGCGCUGUUGCGUUGCAGCAACGUGACAUUAGUCGACAGCAGAGUUGCGCCCUCCACCGAACAACUGACGCAGCGUGGCAUCGCCGGUGUUGGCUACCGCCAACGUCCAGAGCAAACGCAACGUCAAAGCCUAGCGGAGGCAGUGAACUUUGGCGCCGUUGUGCGAGCGUACUCAUCUGCACGGUGAUAAACUAAUCGACAAGGAGGCAGGGAGGCAAGGAGGCUAGAAGGCAAGGGCGCCCCAACCACCACACACACCAGAGCGCGGAGGCAGGGCAUAGACGGCUGGAGGUGGGCAACUAGCGGCCUACUUGCGUCGCCGCCGUGAAUUUGUAUGGUCGGGUGCUUGCAUUGGUGGCUGGGCGAAGUGCGGCCACAAGUACUCUAAACAGUUCAAGUAGUGAAAUUCAUGAAACUUUCGUCGGCUAAUUACAAAGUAUGUACGCACUCGUCUGUAUGCGCAUGUGCGUAUAUUUUAUCUAGUAUGUAGUGCAAUAAGCUAUGCUCAAAG
Messenger RNA from Zeugodacus cucurbitae (melon fly), 6167 nucleotides. RefSeq lists its product as uncharacterized. Gene Ontology annotation, cellular component: neuron projection membrane. The coding region runs from base 4413 to 5843 and encodes 476 amino acids. The transcript is spliced from 8 exons. Lineage: Eukaryota; Metazoa; Arthropoda; Insecta; Diptera; Tephritidae. Gene Ontology annotation, biological process: synapse organization. The record is from RefSeq and is a predicted model, not a curated record.